GAGCAGGGGAGGGGCAAAGAGAGAGAGAGGAAGACACAGAAUUUGAAGCAGUCUCCAGGCUCUGAGCUGUCAGCACAGAGCCCAACGUGGGGCUCAAACUCACGGACCGCGAGAUAAUGACCUGAGCCGAAGUUGGACGCUUAACCGACUGAGCCACCCAAGCCCCCCUAGACAUAAUUUUCUUAAUACAGCUCCUCUUAUAUCAGAGAUUGCUUUUUCAUAACACACCUAGUGUAGCAUGAUUGUCAGUAAUCACAAUGUGAUCAAAUAUUAUUUGGUAUUUUAUUAGAAGAAUGUAUUUCACGGCACCAUUUAUAGAUGAUGUUUCAUCUGCAAUGUCGAGUUCCUUCUACAUAAAGAGUAGACAAUAUUCGCUGGUGCUUCCUUCAGUUCUUUCUGUGCAUUAUUAAAGUUAGGAUCCAUUUGGCAAUAGGGUAUGCUGCAAACCUAACAGUGCUGUCUCAAAACAUAUGCCUCAGAUAUUUUGCUGUAAUUAUAAAACUAAUAGAUGUCACUGUUUCAGUAAGUCAAUUAGAAUACUCCUGGCUUGGAACAGUAUCAGGGAAAAACAUUUUUGACAGUUUUAGGAAUCCUUGCACAUAAAAUUACAUUAAAUGUUUGCAUUUGAUUCUAUCCUGUGUUAUAUCCAUAAAUAGCAGCAUAUCAUUUUAGUUAGAGUAUAGGUUUUGAAAUCAUACAGAUCUGGGUUGAAAUCCCAAGCCUGUCAACUGGGAGCUAUGUGUCCUUGGACCAUUCUGCUCAUGAGCCCCAGAUCCCUCAACCCCAAUAUGAAGUUAUAACUACAAAACAAAUAAAUGAGAACUUAUAUGUAAAAUAUUUAACCCAGUGCCAAGUAUAUAGUAAUCAAUCACUCAACUCAAUGGAAUUUAAAAAAUUAAUGUGUGUAAUUUACUACAGUGUAUCUCAAUUCUUGCAAGUUUUUAUUUACAGUUAUCUAGGGGGAGGAAAAAAAUUAUUUUUCCUACUACUCGUUUAGUUUCUCUGGGUGGGGACCUAUAUGGUGGAUUGAUAAGACAGAUUAAAAAGAGAAAAACACACAAAUUUAAUAUAAGUUCUAUAUGGCAAUAGAAUCUUUAUAAGGAAAUGAUGACCUUAUGAAAUGUUAAACCUGAGUUUUUAUACUAGGUUUGACAAAGAGCAGAAAGUUGUGGGAAAACAGGAUAAACUAAAAGGGUAUGAGUGAAGGGUAAUAAACUGGAGGAAAUUUAGGCCUGUUCUUUUGGAUUCCUCUUGACAUCCUUCUGUCUUCAGAGAUAAGGAUGCUCCUUUUUUCUGGUUACAGAGAGGGCACCUCUUAUAAGAGGGCCUUAUGACCUGCUUCAGGUAAUAAGGGGAAGGUUAGAGAGUCCUUCUUGCACCUGUUGUUUCACACAAGCUUUCAGCUUAAAAUCUUUAAUAUGUCAAGGUGCCAUAUUUAAGGAAGGAUAUUCUCAUCCCAUUCAUGGUCCUUACUGUUACAUGGCUGAUGUCAUAUGAGCGUACUUGUCACCUAUUUAAAUUCAAGAGCUGACUGCCAUCUGCAUAGAGACAAAUGAAGCCUUUUUCUUUUCUGUGAUUUUAGUUCCUUUUGUCUCUUGAUAUAGCACUAUGUGUACACUUAAGUUCUGCAUUUCUGCAUUGAAAUGUGUUGUUUUAAAAUUAAGAUUAUCCUUUGUGACAGAAAUGACUGUCAUAUGCUUUCAAGAUUGUCUAUCAGUUAAACUCAGAUAUCUGAGUUGCAUAACACCCAGAUACUUGGAAAAUUAUGGGGACUGAUGUUGCAACUAUUUCUAAGUAUCUUCCUUAUUAAAAAGUACUGAUAUAUACAUAUAAUGAUAAGACUUUAUUAUUAUUUAAGUAUGCAAAUAUGAAUGCCUAUUACCAUAUCACUAACUUGAUUCUGGAGUCUAUUUUUACAUUCAUGCACCUAGCGUUGUUUUAUAUUAAUUAUAUCAGUAGUUAAUCAUUGUUUUUGCUUCUUCCCUCCAAUGAGAAAAUAUUUUGGAGCCAAUUAUGCUUCUGUGAUGAGGACUGAGUAUGCCCCCCCCCUUUUUUUGGUAUGUUCUCCCUUAGUCUAGAAAUUAAUUUUUAUUAACUCAUCAUUAUGUUCGUUACAUCAAUAAAUCAGCAAGUAUUUAUUGUGUACCCAGUGUUCACCAAAGCAGCAUUUUGUUGUCUUUAAAUUGCUUAUAAAUAUCUCAGUUACUUGCUAAUUCACUGUGUAGAUUAAUUGACCUUGAUCUAGUUAUAGAUUUAAAUUAUGUUCUCCUGGAAUCUUAAAAGUUUCAAGGGCUCACUUUUCCAGACAUAAGUUAGUAAAUGAAAGUAUAUAAGUUAAAAUUGCAAGCAUGCCUAUCUCUUUCAUACUCUCUAUUCAAGAAUCCUGCUAGUGUUGCACUGUGUGUUAACUAGCUGGUCUAUGUUGUAUUUUAAAAGGCCAAAGAAGUAAGGCUCUAGAAAAAGAGCUAUGGUUUUUAUGUGGUAAGUAUUUCAAUAAUUUCUUAUGAUGGAGGCCUAUCUAAACACAUUUUCUCUUACCAGAAUAGGAAGGGCAAUCUAAGGGCUUCAUUUAACUGAACAUUAUUAUAGCAUAAAAGUAAUAGAAAAUAAUUAUUAUUUCUGCUGAAGUUCCACUUGUCAGUUGAGCUUUAGCUGCUUGUGAACUCAAGAGUCAUGAUCUAAGUGAUUUAUCUUCUUUCUCCAUUCCCAACAUUGACAUGAGAAUAGACAGAAUCAGCUACAAGUUCUGUUUUUCCUCUUUCUGUGCCUGUAGCAGUAGCUCUGUGGAAUGUGUAUGAUUUCGACCGUUAGCUACAAUCUUUUUCUGAACUUGCACUCUUAACUGUAUGUAACUGGAAAGGCUGUUACAAAAAUGAGCUAGAAAUAUUGCAGUAGUAUUUUUUUUUUAACCUAGAGAAAAAGUGAAGAAAAACUGCUAUGUUAAAACAAAUUUUUGUGGUAUCCAAAAUCGAAAUGAUACUAAUUAAUGUAAAAUGGGCAUUAUGAAAAAAAGUUCAAGAUUAAGGUAGGUACUGUUUUGCUUACAUAUGUGCAUAUGUGUGCACACACACACACACACACACACACACACACAUAUUUUGCAAGUAUUUAAUGGCCCUGAAUUCACAUAGACAAUAUAUAGUUGACUAAGCUAAGGGAGAAGAUUCAUUAGACCUGCUGGCUCCUCCAAAUGCAUAAAUUUAACUUAGACAUGAUGUGCAGAUAUCAGUUCUUCAGUAGUCGUAGGAACUACAUUGAUACUCUUAGCAGAUGCCUCUGGCAUACAUAGUAUUCCCUUGGCUCAACUCUGUUUUCACCCAGACCCAAAGUGAACUAUUUUGUUGGCACUCAGGCCUAUCCCAGUUACCUAAUUGUCAACUCAAAUGCCUCCUACUUGUCUUUCAGCAUUCUGCCAUAAGACUUCCUGAGGACCAGUAGUUUGCUCAGCUAGCACCCAUCUGCUUAUGUGCAGGGAAGUUCAUGCCAGUGAAGAUUGUUUUCAGUCACUGGCAGAAAAGGCCUGUGCAUCAUUACCCCAGUUUUAUAUUUUUCAGAGAUCUGGGCAGAAUUGGGUCCUCCUUGCCAACAGUGGCAACUUCAAUAAUAACACAUAUUGUAGCUUUUCUUCUUUUUUCAUCUCUCUCUCCCUGUUGCUUAACACUUAGUUCCUGGGAUCACCUCCCAAAUAAACUACCUGCCUACCUGCAUCAAGGUCCUUACCUUGUCCUCUACUUUCUGGGGAUUCCAAAUGAGAGUAUUAUGCCAUAUAGGAACAUUUGAAUUGAUUAUGUUUGAAUAACUCCAAACAUUUGUAGGCAUAAUCAAUCCAUAAGUAUUUGCCAACCAUUUAGUUAUUUAGUGUUGUUAGGAAAAUAUCACACAGCCUUUUGUGAAUCUGGUUUGGCAAAACGUUAAUCUUAUUACCACCUCUUUUAACAUUUAACAUACUGUCUACCUUCUUGGAAAGCAACUGUCAUCUUGUUGGUGAAGUAACACUUACAUGUUUGAAACAGUUGGCCGAUACUAUGAGAAUCUGUGCCUUUCUGCCAUUUUACUGAUUACUGAAUUUCUUGGUAGCACACUAAUUGGAGUGAUGUCUUACUCCAGAAGUCUCAAGGUGAUCAAUUGCAGCAGAACUUUCUACCUAAAGCUUAUCUUUCAAAAGCAGGCUCUCUUGAAAGGUAUGGUUCACAUAGGAAGUUGUGAAAAACUUUGUAGAAGAGGAGGGAUUUUACCCAAUUUUAGGUAACUGUGUUGGAGACUGUGAAAGUCAGUAUCAAAUUAGCGGUAUGUGCAAGGGCACAGAUGUAGGAGAAUCAUUAUGUUUCAUCCAAAAGAGAUGUUAGGGAGAAAGUAGUCCUAUAACCAACUUGCUUUUUCUUGUGUAAAAAUGGAAGUUUAUGUGCAAAAAAAAUAGUAUAUAAAAAUGAAAGCAAGGCAUCCAUUCACACACAGCUUUUCAGAGGGAAAAUAAAAUGUGUCAUAACAAAAAUGCUGGCAUAUAUUUACUUAGAUAUCUUGGACUUGUAGGUGUGUAAAAGAUGUAGUAUAGCUAUUUUACAUUUGUGUACAUGAUCUGGCUUGAUGAAUAUCAAUAUUUUUCUUCCAUUGUAUUAUCACAACCAAGGAUAAAGUAAUUAUCACAGAACUGGGAGAAAACAGGUUGUAUUAUCCCAUGCACCUAUUCUAACUUUUGCAUGUUUGACUACCUGGUCAGAAUGGUGGUGGACGAUCAAUUACAUAAACCAUGUCUACAACCAUCUUCUGUGGGAGAAAAGGGACCGGAAAAAGCAAGAAUUUGUUUGUCUUCAGAGUAAACAAAACAAAACAAAACAAACAAACAAAAAGACCAAAAAAAAAAAAAAACCCUCUCCCUCUACAAUACUGUCAAGAGAAGUGCUGACUAUUUCAAACAUUUUGUUUACCCUUCCAUUAUGAGUUUAAGACUAUGGACUGAAUUUGCUUUAAAUUUUAUUUGUCCAAAUGCAAAUAAACUAAGUUUGUUAAUGACCCGUUUUUUUCUGGUGGUAGCGUUAAGAAAGGCAUCAAACGUCAUAAAAUUAAACCAAUUAGCUUCAACUGUCUUGCUUCUUUCUCUAGUGAAGCAGUCAUAUGGCUCUAGAAACGAUAAAUAAAAUCUUUUAAAGUCUUAAUAUACCCUUCAUUGGCCCUUUCUGAAUAUUCCCAAGUACAUAUCAGAAAUAUAGAUCUGGUCCUAUUAAACUGCCAUUUAUUAAUAUUAACAAAGCAGCAUUGCUGCCAGAAGCAAAAGCAGAAAAACAAUUUAUCUCUCUGCCUUCUUGAAGUGUGCAAGAUAAAUAUGUACCAAUUUAAAUGAAAGUGAACAUCAGUAAACUAGACAGAUUUAUUGAGUUAGCUUGUAGCAAAAUGAGCUUGUUCCGUUUUCACAUACUUUUUCUGGUAGUAAAUGUUUUAAUCUAUUGAUGCCAUGGAGAAAUGCUACAUUAGCUAUAAAACAGAGAGAGGGCACCGUUCAGUGACAGGACCAAUAAUAUGUAUAGAGCAGUAAACACUUUGCAAGUAUUUAAUGGUCCUGAAUUCAAAUAGACAAUAUAUAGUUGACUAAGCUGAGGGAGAAGAUUCAUUAGACCUGCUGGCUUCUCCAAAUGCAUAAAUUUAACUUAGACAUGAUGUGCAGACAUCAGUUCUUCAGUAGUUGUAGAAACUACAUUUGAUUUCAAAAAGAAGGAAAACCCAUUCUCAUAGGCUGCUGCACACCAGAAUUUUAUAUUCUCUUUUUCCUUUGAUGGUAUAAGCUCUUGAUUCUUACUGUUGUUGUGAAGGAUUUAUUAUUUCCCAUCUCACAUCUCUCCUCUCUAAAACUGGUAGACACAAUAGAGCAUAGAACCUCACCAUGAUCUGAUGAACCCAUGUUACACAUGUAACAAGUGAGCUGAUAUUCAGGGAAGACUUGUGAGUUAAGACACCAUUGUUUGGGAUGAAAAAAUACCAUGUGAGAAAUCUAAGAAACGUAAAACUUACCUCCAUACUCUAUUUCCAAAUGUAUAUGUCAUUUGCUUAAAAGUAGAUACCAGGGGCUCCUGGGUGGCUCAGUCAGUGAAACUUCUGACUCUUGAUUUUGGCUGAGGUCAUGACCUCAUGGUCUGUGGUGAGAUGGAGCCCCAUGUCAGGCUGUUUGUUGAGCAUGGAGCCUGCUUAAGAUUCUCCCUCCCUCUCCCUCUGCCCCUCUCUCCCACUGACAUGCUCUUUCUCUCUUAAAAGAAUGAUAAUAAAAUAAAAUAAAGUAAAAGCAAAGUAGAAUAAAAGUAGAUACCAGAUUCGGAGGUCACGUAGUUUUUCGAUAAGUGGCAAAUCAGCCAAAAUUCACAACUUGAGAUUUCAUGCAAAAUAUCAUACUUUGAAUCUACUUUUCAAACUUUGUUAAGUUUGAAAUAGUGUAUCGCACCAUUGUGUUACUUCAUUUUCUGGGUGAGAAAAAUUAGUCAAUAUAAAAUGACCAGUAAUCUUCUUGGGAGACUAUGCAGACCAUCCAAUGAGCAUAAAUCUUACAGCCAAGAUUAUCUUUUUUCAAAUCCUAGUUCUGUUUCUUACUAGAUUUGUGACCUUAAGAUUUGUUAAUUAAUUUCUCUAUCCCAUACUUUUUUCAUCUAUAAAAUGGUGACAAUAUAUACUUACCUUAAAGAGCUGUUUUGAUAAUUAAAUGAGUUAAUAGUGUUUUCACACAGUAAACAUUCAACAACUGUUAGCUAUUGUCGUAAAUGCUUGUUUCAAAUUAUGCAUUUAUUCAUUCAUAUUUAAAAAUGCCCAAAAUUGCAAGCUAUUUUAUUUUCAGUAUUCAUUAUUGUAAAAUGUAGCACAAUGGAACAGAGUAUAGUAGUUUUUUUGUUUUGUUUUGUUUUAGUAAUUAGAUAUUAAGCUAAAAAUCACAUGGAUUUAUUAAUCCUCAUAUUUAGAAAAUAUUCACUUCAGCAUAGCAGUUACACAAUCCACAUCUACAUUUUAUUUUAAAAUUUCGUUUCCCUUUAUUUUGCCUUUGGUAAUAUGAGUAAAGUUAUACCACUUAUUCAAAAGCAUCAAAGGUAAGAGAUGUACUGAUUCAACGAAUUCAAACUAUUUACUGAAUAGCUUCCACAUUCCAGGUACUAUUCUGGAUGGUGGGACACAGCAGUGAAGAAAAUGGAGAGAGUCCUUGAAUAUGUACAACUAACUUUCUAGUAGAUAAACAGAGUAUGUCACAGUGUGAGGGUUUCUAAGGAGAUAUAUUUUCUAUCUGAAAUGUGUUUGUAUUUAAUGUUGUACUUUUUAAAAUAAUGACCUAAUACAGUAGACAUAAUAAUAGUACUUACAUAAAUACUUCAUAAUCAUUGUAUAUACUUCAUGUUGCGCCUACACAUAAGAAAUUAAAAUUUUACUAAAUACCAACUGCAGUUGACUAGAUAUCAAUUGCUUUCUUAUUUAAUUUUGUCUCCAAGGAAGGUUAUUUCACUAAAAAGUAAACAACAACAAUAGACACUAAUAAUAUUAUACCACUGAUAGUGCCUUACGUGGUGCUCUAACCAGCAAAUUCAUUCUUACGAUCCUUUACAGGGAGCUGCUUCUACAAACAGUUGGAGGCUAGUUAGUUUAAACAGACAGUGAAGUAUGUUGCCACCAGUCCAAUAGGAAAAUAAAUACGUAAUGACUUGUUUCAUUCCCUAAAACUCUGUUUUUCCUCUCAACUGACACAUUUCAGUAAAAUAAACAAAAAGUGCAUUCAGUGAAUUACUGAACAGAUGUUGUUUGAGUGUUAUAAAGAAUGGGAGGGAAAACACACUUUGUUGUCUGUUUAAUUUAAUUUUAGAUUUAAUAUCUUAGCUUUGGGUAUUGUACUGCAUUACAUACAUUUGGGGGCUGUCUGCUCAUUUUGCUACCUCACUUUGACCUAGCUAAUGCACAACUCUUGUUUAAGGAAUCUUCAUUCCUUCUGUCACUGUCUUUCAAAGGAAGGACGUAAGUCCAUAAGGAAACCAGAUUGUGAAGAAUCUGCCCUCUUUCUCAGGAGCACACAGUUCCUGGGUCAAAUAUUAUAACAUUGUUGAGCUAGACCCCAUUGUGAAUGUUUUCCACUGCAAGUAUGAAAUAAGUAGAAAUUGUUUACUACACAAUUUACUAUGUUUGGCUGGGCCAGGGGCAUCUUGACACAGAAUUGUCACAGAUACACUAUGAUGGACCCUGAAGAAUUAAAGAAACAGGAAACUCCUAUGAGGAAACUGCUACUUCUACAGUUUUCUAAGCUCCAAAAUUAAUAAAACAUGUUUUUUUCCCUUCAAUUAGGAAAAAAAGUAGCAAACGAUUUUAUGUAUGCCACUUUCCUUUUUGGCACAUUUAAUCCUUCUACCCCUGCGUUUGUUUCACCUCUGCAGACAUUAUUGAUUUAAGUCAAACACUGGCCCCUCACUUUACAGUGACCAACUGUGCCUUGUGAGUCUGGAAUCUGACUCUGCCCUAAAAGAUAUCCAAAGAAAGCCUCGUCUGAAAACAGAUCUUAACUAGAUGGUUCUGAGAAGUUCUUUAGCAAAAAAUCAGUAUAAUAAUUUUUUUCAAUAUGCAUUAUUGCUAGUUAUUAAUACUAACUUUAAAAAACUUUUUGUUUCUUUGUUGAAAUCACAAUCAGAUAUUGUCACUGACAGCAGGACAUCAAAAACGGUAUUUUCUAUACCCAUUAAAUAUAACUUAAUGGGUAGAGCAGGGCUGGCACUUAGAAAGUAAUAGAGGUAGGUGAGAACUCUAUUCCCUCGCUCAGUUAAUGAAAUUAUUCAACGAUAACAAAUAAUGCAAGUACCAUGUACUUGUAAGAUAGUGGUUUAGCACUUGGUUUCUGAUAUCAGAGGCCUGGCAUUGGAUCCUGGUCUGUCAUGUUAAUUUAUCUGUAUCAUGGUUUCUUUUUUUCCAAUAUUGAAGUAGUAAUACUGUCUACUUUAUGGCAGCAAUGUAAUUGUUAAGUGGAUAAUACGUGUAAAUUAUUUAAAACCAUAAGCUAGUAAACAGUAAGCACUCAAUUAAUAUUAGUUAUCCUCAUUAUUUUUGCCCUAAUCCCUUUCUUAUUAGCCAAAGAGCAAAGCAUAGAGGUUAAGCGUGUAGGCUUAGAAGUUCAAAUACCACCUCUACCAAUUGCUAGUUAAUGGCCUCUGUACUCAGUCUCCCCAUCUGUAUAAUGGUGACUAUAAUCUCAACAGAGUUGUUGUGAAGAUUGCAUAAGAUGAUAUAGAUAAUAUAUUUGGCAAAUAGGCUGCUAUAGUAUAAAUGCUAAGUAAAUAGCAUUAUUUACUAUUUUACUAAUAUUAAAACUUAUUGUUUUAAUAUUAAGGAGAAACUUCACAGAGAUUACAAAAUCAUCCUAGCAAUUGAUUGUAGAAUAAAUAUUUUGCAAUGUGCAGUUAUAUAGGUAGCUAAAGACAUAAUGGACUCCACUGUAGAGGGAUAAGAUGUUCUACCUAUGGAGAAUUUUUGUGCCUUCUUAGCAGAAAUGAAAGACACGCUUUGCUAUCUGUAAGAUUUGUCUUCUUCUCUUUUGUUGAUAUCAUUGAAAAAACCAUACAAAGUUUAUAUUUGGAGCCAUUUGCCUGUGGUUUUAAAAGCAUGUCAGUGCCAACAUUUAUUUACCACCACUUAUAACAGGACAGUGAAAUCUAACCCAGUAAUGCCUGGUGUAUGAUAUAGACUAUUCUGCCUUCAAGAACCUCCAAAUGCUUCCAGGAGAAGGCAAAAAUAUCGGGUGCCAAGAGAAUGGUAAAUGAGACAGCAUAAUUGAAAUGAACUAGAAUAGAUAUUGGCAAGCAGUGUCCAUGGGAUAAACAUCCAUUGGAUUGUCUUUCUACUAGCCCAUGAGCUAAGUAUACCUUUUACACUUUUUAAUUAAGAGAUGUUAAAAAAAAAAAAAAAGACGACGACAAUGGUGAUGACAGCAGCUAUGCAGUGCAGCCUGUAUGUGUCUCUCAAAGUGUCACAUACUAUCUGGCCCUUUGCAGAAAAGGUUUGCCAAUCCUCAGACUAGAACAUUAUUGACACCUCCCUCCCCACAAACUAAGCUGAAAUCACACAUUUAUUCAACAUGGGACUGCUAAAUAAAGCAGUAAUCAUGAAGGAAGAGCUUCGAACCUACUGUAGAAUUUGGCUUAACUAGAAAUAGGAGAAGAUGUGAGGCAUUCUGAACAAGGGCAACAGAGUGAGAGAAAGUUGAAAAAUAUAUGGAAGUGUGGAGUAUAUGAAAUAAGAAUGAAUAAACCAUUAUAAAGAAUAUGAUUAGGCUAUAGGAUUAAUAAGACAUAGAAAUGGAAAAAUCCUGUGUGUGCUCUCUCUCAAAAAAUUAAUAAAUAAAAUAAAGUAAAAAAAAAAAGUAAAGUAACUUGAUUUCUUUCAGUUUCUGAUCUUUCUCAUCAGUAAAAUUAGAGCAGUCAUUCCUGCCCUCACAAUACAUAAAAUUGUGAAACAAAUAAAAAAAAUUACAUUAUGUAUUAAUUUGUUUUUAAUACUAUUAAGAGUUUAAAAGUAAAUUGUGAUUUGGGGCUAAUAUCUAAUUCUCUGGCUUCAUUUGUUUUUUUAUUUGUAACAUAUUGGCUGAGAAUAAAUGACAUCUAAAAGAAUUCAGCCCCCAAACCACAGUAAUUACAACAUAUUUACUAAGUAUGUAGGAUUAGAUUAGAUGAAUUUUAAAGAUCUCAUUUAUUGCAUCUCCAGAGCUGGAUGCAUAGAACCUAGUAACAGGAAUCAGUCAAAAAUAUAUUUCUCAGGAACAAAUGGAUGACAUUUUACACAAGAAGUUAGAACAGUUUGUAGUCAAACUGUUGUUUUAUUUUUAACUACAACUUCUCUUAACGAUGCCCUCUCUCUGCUACUCCUAUUUUUGUAUGUUUUUUAUCUCUUUACACAAGUUCCUCUGCAAGCAUUUAAAAAUAGCUUAUUGUUGGUAAAUAAGUACACUGAAAAUCACCAAUUGUUAGACUGCAAUUUUUCCUGAGGCAGAGAUCAGUUCCUUGUCUGUAACAUGUUCGUAAAAGAACCACCAAAUCCACAAAGUUUCUCUGAGGAUUAAAUAAGAAGAUCCUCAGGAAAACUAUUCACAUAGUUACACACUCAGUAAGUUAGGUGUUAUGAUUAUAAUUACAUGUCUCUGUAUUCGAAGCUCUAAAGGUCUUGCAAAUAACAAGUACAUUCAGUGGACCUAAUAUAAAUAUACAUUAUAGUCUUACACACUCUGAGGGUACUCUGCCUUUGUUUCUUGUUCAGCAACUUUAAAUGCCAUGCUGUUGUUACACACUGGUAACAGGUCAUUAUGAUGGGGGUACAUCAUUGAUGAACCAAAUGUAAUGUUGUCUUUACUACCAAUAAUAUUUUAGAAAAAUUAUUAUUUUUACUAGAAGCUUUUUCUGAUAUAUUCUCCAAAGAGCCUACUAAUAGCUCCGUUUUCUUUUAAAAGGCUAAAUUAGCAGGAAGAUUUUACAGAUCCAUCAAAAGGAUGGCAAGUUAAUACAAAAUAAAAAGUAGUUUCAGUUUCUGCACCCUCUAUUGAUAUUGUAUUUAAGUGUUUGAAUUAGAAUGUGGCUACUGAAAGCAUCUUGUAAAUUAUUGACAUUUUCAAUCUACAUACUCCAAGAUGAAAUUCAUUAGAAGGUAAUAAUUUUGGAAACACAUUAUAUAAAGCCAUUGUAAUACAGAGGUGCUUGGGCAGCACUUUUAUUCACCAGUGCACGGCUAUUACUUGAAAAACAUAAUUUAGAAGCUGAGCUGCAGAGAUUACCCAUGUCUUUUCAUUAAAUAAAGGAUUAGCACCUUGUUUAUUGAAAGAGACAGAUGUCUGUCAGAAUUUUUGAUAUGAAGUAUACCAAAAUUAAUGAACUUUACAGGUCUUUUUUAUUUCUAUUUACUGAAGUGCUUCUGUAUUUUAUUGGUGUAUGUGAAAUAGAAAAAGAGAAUUUUCUCUGUUUCAGAAUAAUGAGAAUUAACAGGACAUGAGGUAUUCAGCGCAUUUUUGUUUCUGGUGAUAAGAAACAUCUUGUUUCCUUGGGCAAGAAAUGAGGAAACUUUUUUUUUUAGAAAAUUAUUAUUAUUUUGUCUUCUUUGGAGAGGCUUUGCAUCAGUAGUCUCAGGGUUAAAAGCCCUGAAAAAUAUGACAUGCAGUCUCAUUCCCUGAAAAUACUACAGUACAACUCAUCAUUGCAUGGAGGCUUAAGAAACACUAAUUGAGCUUUUCUUACGUGCUGCAUAUUGGAGAUGCAACAAUGGAUAAGAUCACUUGUAUUUGAAUUUCAACUCUACCACUCACUAAUCAGAGAGCAGUGCCUCUUUGAGACAGAUGGAAGGGACCUGUUUCUUCAUUUAAAAAGUUAAGAUAAAGAGAAUAUCUACUUCAUAAGGUUUCUCAGAGAUGAUUGAAUGAGUACUGUAUGAAAAACUUCAGGGCAAUAUAUGGCACAUGGUACAUGCUUAGCGAAUGUUCUUGUAACAGAGUGCUUACCCUCAGGAAGAUUCCAUUUGUGUUAAAUAUAUCCUCCAAAGUGCACUCUCACAUGAAUUUCUUGACAGAAAGGAAAUGGAGAGCAAGAAUGCAACAAACACUUUCAUUGAGUUUACAGGUAGUGAGAGCCAGUGUUUAUUACACAAAUGACAGACUCUUCCAUCUGUCAAGGUUGUUCUUAGUCAACUCCUUUAACCCUUGAGUUUUUGUUGAAUCAUCUUUGAUGUAGGAAUAACAAAUACCACAUCACAGUGUUGUUUGAAGAACUAAAUCAAGUGAUUCGUAUGAAAACAUUUUGUUAAAGUAUAGAGUGGUAUAGAAGUGAAAGUAUUAUUGUAAACUUCUGAUUAUUCACUUAUAGAUGGCCUUUUUUAUAGAUGAUACACCAGCAAAUUUUCAUCCAAGACUGAUUUUUUAUUACUCACUUAGUUUCCUUUAUUGCUGUCUCCUUCACUGCCCAGCUGGCCAGUGAUAAGGGUAUUUUAAUAGUCCAAGCCAAAUGUAACCAAGAAAAUAAUGCUGUUUAAAAUAAUAAUAAAUUUAAAUGAUAAAAAAGGUACUUAUAAUUUUUAAUGUUGUAUAACUAUCUCUUGUUCCCCAUAAACAUUUUUAUUUGUAUGUUACAGAAAUAUAGAGGCAUCAUUGGAUUAUAUAACAUGGAUGGAAAAUAUCUAGUACGACUUACAGUUUAAAAUAAAAGAAAAUUUAACCUAUAUUAGAAUUAGAUACAAUUUCAUAGUUCUUAGUUAUGACAAUUUAGUUCUAACAAUUUUUAGCACGCAACAAUUUUAUUUCUCUGUAAUUUGCAAUGCAAUUUGGAAAAGACUGGCAAUGCGUGCAUAUGCUCUCUCAUCCAUACCUUUUCUAAUUAAAAAAUGCAAUUCAAAAGUACUGCAUAUGGUAUAGAUAUGGAUAGAACUAAUAACAUCUUAUUUUUUCUAAACAAUAACAUGGCUAUUGGCUAUAUAUUAUUUCUCUUUUAUGAACUGUUGGGAAAUAAAGAGAAAAUUUACUAGUCUUUUUUUCUUUCCUGUUUCUGCCUUUUAUACAGAAUAAAAUUACCCUUAGUUUGAAUUUGUCAUUUACUCUAACCACAGGAUAUAGCUUACAACAUUAAGUUUGACAAAGGACAACAAUGAAAUCACUUUGAGGAAAUAUAUAAACAUAUUUGCAGAGGCUGAAUGGACAAUAAAAAUAGUUUGGGGAUUAAAAGUGAAGAGAGAAAAAAAGAGAGUAACUAGUUCCACAGAGGAUUGGAAAUGAACAGUGACACUAUAAUGCCAGAAUUCAGGAUAUUGGACCAGACCAAAAGACAGGAGGUACUGAAGAAGGCUGAACACAGAUCUCACCGUACGAUUCAUUUAUUUAUGAUCUCAUUACAGAGAGGAGAGAAGGGAGUAUUUUUGGUCUGUGUUUUUAGAUCAUUACAGGCUGUUUUAUAGCAACACUUUGUUCUCUCCGAUAUAAUUCUCAAGACUAUUCGUAUAGUUUUUCUUAUUUCCCUUUUUUUCCCUCCAGUUUUACACUUAAUUAGUUGGAGAUACAUAUUGCACAUGAAUUGCACCUUCCUCCACAUCCAUUAAAAUACAAAGGCAUUGUACACAUAAUACAUUGCACAUAUGAUUAUAUAUAGCAAAUCUGGAUUCUUUUCACCAUUUUUUUCUUUUUACUACAUGCUUAAAACGUUAAGAAGCAGAAUUAAUCACCUCUAUUUGGAUUAUAUAUUAAUUCAGCAGCUAUUCACUGAGUACUUAUGCACCAGGCAUUAUGAAGGAUAUAGUGUCAAGGGUGUUAACUUGUGUCCAUACAGUUUGUUUGUUUGUUUGUUUGUUUCCCCAGGGGAAAGAAGCUUCUAGAGUCAGAACCACAUGAUGGACAGUGACUGGCUAAUCCUCAAUCUUACUAAGCUUUUCAGUGACAAAUUAUGUUUGCCUUGCCAAUUUUUGUUAAAGGGAAUAUGAUUUGUGUAUGCUUGUUUCUACUUAAAUUAUAGGAUUGUUUUACUAGAGUCUUGAAAAUAGCAAAUAAAUGAUAAAUGAGCUACAGCCAGUCAUGACAUAGGCAAGAACACAAUAAUUUUCUCCAAAAUGAAACUGCCUAAUAAAUCUUAAUUUUGAGUAACCAGCAAGUAACAGAAGCACGCUUUACUUAAGCUGCAGCUUAUACCAAUUCUUAGACUGAGACCAGAGCAUUAAAAUUUUACCUAAUGACAAUUGAGAAGAUAGAAGUAAAAGGUCUUUAAAAAUAACAAUAUCCAGGGAUGCCUGGGUGGCUCAGUUGGCUGAGCAUCUGACGUUGGCUCAGGUCAUGAUCUAACAGCUUGUGGUUUCGAGCCCUGCAUCAGGCUCUAUGCUGACAGCUCAGAGCCUGGAGCCUGCUUUAGAUUCUGUGUCUCCAUCUCUCUCUGCCUUCUCCCUCGCUCAUACUCUGUCUCUCUCUCAGAAAUAAAUAACCAUUAAAAUUUUUAAAAAUAAUAACAAUAUCCAUUAAAUUGUAAGAUAGUAUUUACAGGAUAACAAAUAUCACUUGAUCUUAACCAAAAGGCAGAGAAGCGAUGAGAAUAACAAAUAUCAAUACUUUUGAUCACAUAUCCCACCUUCCUCAUUUAGUAGUUGUUGAAAAGAGAAAUACUAGUUGCCAAGAAGUUAGGGUAACUGUGCUUUAGAAUAAUAUGAAGAGUUUUAUGUAAAAUAAAACUCAAGUUGUAUGAGUAUACAUUUGAUGUUUCAGAAUAUAAACCUUCUAUAUACAGUUCUCAAAGGAUAUAUAUUUAGAUGUAUUUCAAGGAACAAAAUUAGUUCUAGAAAUUCUUUUGUAACCUAGUUGUUGAAAAAAAUGUCAACUUUAGUGUGACUUCCCACUUCCAACCUCCAUUUUCAUUGUAAUGUGCCUUGAGUCCAAACUUUUGAGACUAUUGAUUGAAUAAUUUCUUAAGGUGCUUAGUUAUGCUUCUUCUAGUUGUCAGUCUGAACCCAAAUUUGUUAGUAUUCUAGUCAGAGCAUGAAGUGCAUGUCUUAAGAGUUUAACUGAUAUGUAGUGAGGCAUAUAGUCCAAUGAACACUGCAGUCAUUCAAUAAAGUUUGAACAUAAUGAUAAAUUGUAAGAGUAUAGAAUUGCUAAAAGAGUCCUAGAAAUACUAUUAAAAUAAGAUUUGUAUAUUAAUGAGAUAAGGAAUCUUUUUAAAAAACUACAUUUGCAACUUCUUAAGCAUAACUUUUGGCAUAUACUAGCUUUGCGUUCUAACACAUGUUAACAUUGAGCUUUCAAAAAAGUGAAUGGGGAGAAAUGAAUGUGAUUUUGACAACAGAAGACAACAGCUUAGGUCAAAGCACAAAAUCUCACCUAAAUGCAAUUACCCAAACAGUAUUUCUCCUGUGUUUUGAAACUUCCUUAGAGUUUUAUUUAUUGUGCAAUACUAUUUUGGUUUAUCCAUUCUGUUGAAAGUUUUUUAGACAUCUAUCAUUUGCAAUCUGUGAUUUUUAAGUUUGUGUUAUGAACCCAUCCCCCCUCCAACUCUUCCUCUUGUUUUUUGUUGGUCCUUUUUUCUUCUUUUUGUGAUUUGGGCAAAUUGUCUCUAAUGAGAGAAAUGUUCAUAAGAUAAACAAGAUGCUGCUUGAUCAGUUACAUGAAUGCUACAAUUUCUCAGAAUUUUCCCUGACCUGAAUUGGUCAGUACCUUAAAAAUAAUAAUGGGAUCUAAUUUGAAAGAUGCAUAGCCAUAACACGGUUGAGGAUCUGAAUUUAUUCUUACAAGAGUAUGUUGAUUCAGUUAAGAAUUUCAGAAAAGGCCAGAACAGGUGGCUCAUGAUUUAUGUCAACCCUCUGAUAACAGAUUUUUCUGAAAGAUAUUUUUCCAUAAUAUCAAAUAUUGAUGAGUGGGAGGGAGAGAAAGUUUCUUCAAUAAAGAUUCUGAAUCCAUUAUUUAGUGUGAGGGAAUUCCGUGUUAAUGUGUACCACAUGAGGUUUAUUUCUCAUAAAACUGACAUGGAAAAUCUUAGGCCUUAUGAAACAAGUUACAGAGUAGUUUCUUCUGAAGAGAUCAAUCCUUGAGAUGGGUAAAAAGCAAGACUAUUAUGUUAAAUGGUGAUAUAAACUAUAAUAUUUUAUAAAUGAGGCAAGUCAAACUAUUUGAAAGCUUUAUAUGUAUAAUUACCUUCCUAACUUUAAAAGGGAAAUAUUGGUGUUCUUAUUAUGAAUCUUAAUUUCCUAUGUCUAUAGUUUGGAAUUGUAUGUUGUGUUUUUUUGUUUUUUGUUUUUUGUUUUUUUCAAUCUUAGCUUGAUUAACUUUUGCCUUACAUUUUCCAAGUCUGUACUAUAUUUUUUUUAAGUUUAUAAUAUGGUUGCUUUUUUAACAAAUAAUUUUACUAGGGAAAUGUUUUUUUAAAAAAACAUUAUGUUCAAAAAGCAAGUGUGAAUGAAAUAAAUUAUUAACUUUCAGUUUGGAAGAGGUGAAUAAAAAGUGCUUGGCCAAUACCGUACCAUUAAUCUAUUCUCUUUUCUCCUUUCUCUCUGUACUUCUCUCUCUCCAAUAGAAGUGGAACAAAAAGUUUUUCUUUGCCCUGGACUACUAAAAGGAGUAUACCAGAGUGAACAUUUGUUUGAAUCUGACCACCAGUCUGGGGCAUGGUGCAAAGACCCUCUGCAGGCUUCUGACAAGAUUUAUUAUAUGCCCUGGACUCCCUACAGAACUGAUACCCUGACUGAGUACUCAUCCAAGGAUGACUUCAUUGCUGGAAGGCCAACUACAACCUACAAGCUCCCUCACAGGGUGGAUGGCACAGGAUUUGUAGUGUAUGAUGGAGCUUUGUUUUUCAACAAAGAACGCACCAGGAACAUAGUAAAGUUUGAUUUGCGGACUAGGAUAAAGAGUGGAGAGGCUAUCAUAGCAAAUGCCAAUUACCAUGAUACCUCUCCUUACCGAUGGGGAGGCAAAUCUGACAUAGACCUGGCAGUGGAUGAAAAUGGGCUCUGGGUGAUCUAUGCAACAGAACAAAACAAUGGUAAAAUUGUCAUUAGUCAAUUGAACCCUUAUACUCUACGGAUUGAAGGGACAUGGGAUACUGCAUAUGAUAAAAGAUCAGCUUCCAACGCAUUUAUGAUUUGCGGGAUUCUGUAUGUGGUCAAAUCUGUAUAUGAGGAUGAUGACAAUGAGGCCACAGGGAAUAAGAUUGACUACAUUUAUAACACUGACCAAAGUAAGGAUAGUUUGGUGGAUGUACCAUUUCCCAAUUCAUACCAGUACAUAGCGGCUGUGGAUUACAACCCCAGGGACAACCUUCUUUAUGUUUGGAACAACUAUCACGUCGUGAAAUAUUCUUUGGAUUUUGGACCUCUGGAUAGUCGAUCAGGGCAGGCACAUCAUGGGCAGGUGUCAUACAUCUCUCCUCCAAUUCACCUGGACUCUGAGCUAGAAAGACCCCCUGUGAGAGAAAUCUCUACCACAGGACCUCUUGGUAUGGGAAGUACCACCACCAGUACCACCCUGCGGACCACAACUUGGAGCCCAGGCAGGAGUACUACCCCCUCAGUGUCAGGAAGAAGAAACCGGAGUACCAGCACCCCAUCUCCAGUUGUGGAGGUGCUUGACGACAUUACCACACAUCUGCCAUCAGCAGCGUCCCAAAUCCCAGCCCUGGAAGAGAGCUGUGAAGCCGUGGAAGCCCGAGAAAUCAUGUGGUUUAAGACCCGUCAAGGACAGAUGGCAAAGCAGCCGUGCCCUGCAGGAACUAUAGGAGUGUCAACAUAUCUAUGCCUGGCUCCUGAUGGAAUCUGGGAUCCCCAAGGACCAGAUCUUAGCAACUGUUCUUCUCCUUGGGUCAACCAAAUAACACAAAAGUUGAAAUCUGGAGAGACAGCUGCCAACAUAGCUAGAGAGCUGGCUGAACAAACAAGAAAUCAUUUGAAUGCUGGAGACAUCACCUACUCAGUCCGUGCCAUGGACCAGCUGGUAGGGCUCCUAGAUGUACAACUCCGGAACUUGACCCCAGGUGGAAAAGAUAGUGCUGCACGGAGUUUGAACAAGCUUCAGAAAAGAGAGCGCUCUUGCAGAGCCUAUGUCCAGGCAAUGGUCGAGACAGUUAACAACCUCCUCCAGCCACAAGCCUCAAAUGCAUGGAGAGACCUGACUACAAGUGAUCAACUACGUGCAGCGACCAUGUUGCUUGACACUGUGGAGGAAAGCGCUUUUGUGCUGGCUGAUAACCUUUUGAAGACUGACAUUGUCAGGGAGAACACAGACAAUAUUCAAUUGGAAGUUGCAAGGCUGAGCACAGAAGGAAACUUAGAAGACCUAAAAUUUCCAGAAAACAUGGGUCAUGGAAGCACUAUCCAGCUUUCCGCAAAUACUCUAAAACAAAAUGGUCGAAACGGAGAAAUUAGAGUGGCCUUUGUCCUGUAUAACAACUUGGGUCCUUAUUUGUCCACGGAGAAUGCCAGCAUGAAGUUGGGAACAGAGGCUAUGUCCACCAAUCAUUCUGUUAUUGUCAAUUCCCCUGUUAUUACAGCAGCAAUAAACAAAGAGUUCAGCAAUAAAGUUUAUUUAGCUGAUCCUGUGGUGUUCACUGUUAAACAUAUUAAGCAGUCCGAGGAGAAUUUCAACCCUAACUGUUCAUUUUGGAGCUAUUCCAAGCGCACAAUGACAGGUUACUGGUCAACACAAGGCUGUCGGCUCCUAACAACAAAUAAGACACAUACUACAUGCUCUUGUAACCACUUAACCAAUUUUGCAGUACUGAUGGCACAUGUGGAAGUUAAGCACAGUGAUGCGGUCCAUGACCUUCUUCUGGAUGUGAUCACGUGGGUUGGAAUUUUGCUGUCCCUUGUUUGUCUCCUGAUUUGCAUCUUCACAUUUUGCUUUUUCCGUGGGCUCCAGAGUGACCGUAACACCAUCCACAAGAACCUCUGCAUCAGCCUUUUUGUAGCUGAACUGCUCUUCCUGAUUGGGAUCAACCGAACGGACCAACCAAUUGCCUGUGCAGUUUUUGCUGCCCUACUACAUUUCUUCUUCUUGGCGGCCUUCACCUGGAUGUUCCUGGAGGGAGUGCAACUCUAUAUCAUGCUGGUGGAGGUUUUUGAGAGUGAGCAUUCACGGAGGAAAUACUUUUACCUGGUUGGCUAUGGGAUGCCUGCGCUCAUAGUGGCUGUGUCCGCGGCGGUAGACUACAGGAGUUAUGGAACAGAUAAAGUAUGUUGGCUCCGACUUGACACCUACUUCAUUUGGAGCUUUAUAGGACCAGCGACCUUGAUAAUUAUGCUUAAUGUAAUCUUCCUUGGGAUUGCUUUAUAUAAAAUGUUUCAUCAUACUGCCAUUCUGAAACCUGAAUCAGGCUGCCUUGAUAAUAUCAAUGCCUCCCUUGGUUCCAUUUAUUGGAAUCUUUACUAUGAGGAUAACAGACCCUUCAUCAAGUCAUGGGUUAUAGGUGCAAUAGCUCUUCUCUGCCUGUUAGGAUUGACCUGGGCCUUUGGACUCAUGUAUAUUAAUGAAAGCACAGUCAUCAUGGCGUAUCUCUUCACCAUUUUCAAUUCUCUACAGGGAAUGUUUAUAUUCAUUUUCCAUUGUGUCCUACAAAAGAAGGUACGAAAAGAGUAUGGGAAAUGCCUGCGGACGCAUUGUUGUAGUGGCAAAAGUACAGAGAGUUCCAUUGGCUCAGGGAAAACAUCUGGUUCUCGAACUCCUGGACGCUACUCCACGGGCUCACAGAGCCGAAUUCGUAGAAUGUGGAAUGACACGGUCCGAAAGCAGUCAGAGUCUUCCUUCAUUACUGGAGACAUAAACAGUUCAGCGUCACUCAACAGAGGAGCCAUGGCUAAUCAUCUUAUAAGCAAUGCUCUGCUUCGUCCGCAUGGUACUAACAAUCCCUAUAAUACAUUGCUUGGGGAACCGGCGGUCUGUAACAACCCUUCUGUCAGCAUGUACAACGCACAAGAGGGGCUUCUGAACAAUGCCAGGGAUACAAGUGUCAUGGAUACUCUACCACUGAAUGGUAACCAUGGCAAUAGUUACAGCAUUGCCAGUGGCGAAUACCUGAGCAACUGUGUGCAAAUCAUAGACCGUGGCUAUAACCACAAUGAGACCGCCCUAGAGAAAAAGAUUCUGAAGGAACUCACUUCCAACUAUAUCCCGUCUUACCUGAACAACCACGAGCGCUCCAGUGAACAGAACAGGAAUCUGAUGAACAAGCUGGUGAAUAACCUUGGCAGUGGGAGUGAAGAUGAUGCCAUUGUCCUGGAUGACGCCACCUCCUUCAACCACGAGGAGAGUUUGGGCCUGGAACUCAUUCAUGAGGAAUCUGAUGCUCCUUUGCUUCCCCCAAGAGUCUACUCCACAGAGAACCACCAGCCACACCAUUACACCAGAAGGCGGCUCCCCCAAGACCACAGUGAGAGUUUUUUCCCUUUGCUAACCAACGAGCACACAGAAGAUCUCCAGUCACCCCAUAGGGACUCUCUGUACACCAGCAUGCCAGCACUGGCUGGUGUGCCUGCCACAGAGAGCGUUACCACCAGCACCCAGACCGAACCCCCACCGGCCAAAUGUGGUGAUGCCGAAGAUGUUUACUACAAAAGCAUGCCAAACCUAGGCUCCAGAAACCACGUCCAUCAGCUGCACACCUACUAUCAGCUAGGUCGCGGUAGCAGUGAUGGAUUUAUAGUUCCUCCAAACAAAGAUGGGACCCCUCCAGAGGGAAGUUCAAAAGGACCAGCUCAUUUGGUCACUAGUCUAUAGAAGAUGACACAGAAAUUGAAACCAACAAAACUGCUAACACCUGGUUGACUGUUCUGAAUUGAUAUAAGCAGUGGUAAUAAUGUGUGUACUCCUAAAUCUUUAUGCUGUUCUUGAAAGACAAACACAAACUUUCAGACUUUUUUUUUUUUUUUUAACUGGGAUUUUUAGGUCAGCCCAGGGGAGAAAGAUAACUGCUGAAAUUCCCCUGUGCCCUCUCCUUUCUUGUCUUUUCCCCCUCAGAUGGAGACUUCAUUAUGUUAAUGAACGAGAUAUGAAGAAAAUGGCGCUCAUUGUGGCCUUGUUGAAUUAUGUUGUGUUUGUUCUAACAUCUCUGAUGCUCUGUUACUAUAAUUACAAGGACCUGAUUUUUAAAAGGCCAGAACAGUUGUUUGACAUUAGUAACAAUGCUGCAUCUAGAUUGGAGUGCUGCACAAACAAACAUAAAAACAAAGCAAAACUGUAUCACAUAGUGGUUUUUAGUCACUCACAACCUGAAUUGACCACAGUGGGAAUAGCUGUGGAAUACAAAAUAAAACAACAAAUUAAUAAUGAAAUGGAGGGGAAUUCUAGAAUUAUAUGCUAAAUGCAUAUUUUAUGAUUUGCUGUAUUAACUGAUGAUAAAACUAAUGGCAGAAAAAAAAUUGAACAAUUUCUAUGUAAUGUACAGAUACUAGCAUUGCACAUAUAGUCAGCUUUCUGUUCCUCCAGAAUUUGAGUCCUGUUAAUGUAGUGGAAAAAAAGAGAUAUUUUUUCUUUUUCUUUCGUGCUGGUCUUGCAAGUUUGUCUGCCAGUAAGAGAGCAAAGUUUCCUUCCUUCCUUCCUUCCUUCUUUUCUUUCUUCCUUCAUUUUCUUUGCUUUUUCUUCUCUUCUUCCUUUCUUCUUUUUUUCUUUCCUUUUAUUUUUCCUUUAUUUUUUCUUUAAAAUUUCACCUGGCAAAAUAAAUAAAUAAAUAAAUAAAUGAAACUAUCACUUUAUAAGAAUCAUUUUCUAGUAAUGCAAACAAAUUAUUUUUUACAAAAAAAUAAAAUAAAUAAAAUUAGACUUCCUUCCCUCACUAUAUAUCUUUAUUCAGUCAGAAUAUUUCCAAGAGCAUUUUUGCAGAUUAGAGCAGGACGAACUUUUAUGUUUACAGUAUACAUCUGUUGUAAUGCAAAGUAUAUUUGGCAAGCAGUUCAUCACCAAGACAGUAGCUAUGAUUCUAGAAGUCAAGAGGCGUCAAUAGAACUAGUGGGGCUUCUGCAUGUGAAAAAAAAAACGGUAUCCCAUAGGCAUUAAAGUGCUGAAUGCUCAGUCUGAUCCCCAAGUGGGCACCCGCACUACCAAUUUUUAAAGGAAAUUCACUCCCUUGUAGUAAGAAAUGAAAGGUCAAGUUAUUUUGAAGUGAUUUUUUUUAAACUCUUCUGUUUAUUAACAGGAAAAUUUAUUUAUUUGACAGGAUUUUAAGUAAUGUAGGAAUACAAGAGGUAAAUUAGCAGCACAUAUAAUUUUUUUUUAAAUUUAUGAUCCAUUUUGUAUGGUCUCAAAGUUGGAUGACCUCAUUACUAAUAUUUGUUGUAAAAGUGAAACUUGUUUGCCAACCAAUAAACAACUGAUUGAGAUUUAGAAGAUAUUGUUUUGAUGUAUGUACUAUAUGAUGAAUUAUUCUUUUCAUUUUUCUCGUCUUUCCUUCUGUUUUCAUUAUAUAUACUUAGCUAAUCGAUUACUCUAUGGCCCAAAUGAGCCAUGCAAUAGAAAUCAGAUCUGCCUAGAAGAAUAACCUAAGCACAAAAUUUUACCAUUUUUGCAGACAAAGUAAACCAGAAAAAUGGGAUGGGCAUGUUUAUGUUGAAUGAAAUAAGAUGCAUAACUUACUUUUAAGCAGGUUAAUAUCAGCUACUAUGUGCUUAUUUUAUAAGCAGCAGCCAUCAUGCUUACUAUAAAAACCAGCUUCAAUCAGAGAUUUAUGUAUUGAAUUGAAGAGGGGGUGAGUCACUUAUUUUCCUUUCCUGUAAGUUCUAUUUUGAUGUCAGAAAUUUAAAGUCAUUCAGUUGGCUCAAAGCUGCCAGUUUAAUGGCAAAGAGAAUAUCCAUUUUAUAAAGAUAGUAGAAGACAUUUUUAUGCUAAUUUUUCUUGCCCCAUAUAUGAAACAAAGUCCUUUCAAAGAAACUUUCUAGAUCUCCAAUUACUGAAGAACCUUUACCAGCAGUGUCUAAACAUAGAGUCCCUUCUAGAGCAAAGCUAGAAUGAAUUUGCCAAAUUGUAAUUUAUCUUGUAGUGUAUGAUAUUUUGGUGACUUCUUUUUUCCCCCCCAAAUCUGAACACCACCCACCUAUUAAUUAAUUUCUUAAAUUAAGAUGAGAUGGAAUAGUUUAUGGAAUAACCAGUAAUCUCUAUAUAGUUUAAGAAUAUAUGACAAAAGAAAGAAUUCUGUGCUGGGCCAGACUACAUCAUAAUCUUAAUAUUCACCUCAGAAUAUUUUAUGCAUCAUUCCUUUUUAAGUCUCUAGAAUUGUUCUUGAGUUGCAGGAGAACCUCAAGCUUUAAUGGUAAUUAGGUUUUCACAUCCCACACUGUGGCAAUAUUAGCACCUGAAAGGUGGUUUGCCUAUCUGUUGCAUAGAAUACAUCUGGUAAUGAAAAAGCCCCUUUUAGACAACUUGUCUAAAGUUGGCCUGUGGAUUAUGAGCGCUUAUGCUUGUUUCGCCAAUUCAGCAGAGAUCUAUAUGAAAGCAGCUCGUCAGUAAGAAGCUAGUUUCACAGAACAAUGGGGAAACUACCUCAAGUCAGCUUGCUGAGGCUGCCAAUUCUGAUUUUCUGAUAUUGCUACCUCCCUGCCCGCUAUCUUUUAUGUGUCAUUACAUGGAAUUUGAAACAGGUAGCCUCCCCAGCUUUACACAGACCAACUGAAGAAAAUCACUUGAAUACAUAACUGGUGCGGAAGGACAUUUAGGACUGUCAGUUACUACCAAGCCCUUGCAUAAAGAUGAAAGGGUGAGAUGUUUGAAUUCGAAUACAUCACAAUUGAUGUGCUAUCAGAGAGACAAGAUCCCAAAGACUUUUACAGAAAGAGAUUGUUCCCUCAAGUUUUAUGUGACUAUACUGAAACAAAACAGUAGAUAUAGGAGCUAAUUAUGUGUACAUUUCAAUAGAAAUUUGUGUAUAUCUAACAUGUAUUCAUUUAGUCCUUUUUAUACUAGCAAGGCUUGAGUUCCUAAACUUGACUUUUUUUCACAUGUAUUUUCAUGCAUAGCUAUUGAUAAAUUAAUAAUUUUUAAAAAGUUUAUUGUUUUUUUACCACCUUUGGUUGACUAUACUUCAAUACCCUGUGCCAUUCAUGACUUACUUAUCUGCCUACUUCUGAUAUGCUUAUUUGAAAUUCUAUAAAAAACUAAAUUUUCAUCAAGCAGACGGACUGUACCUACAUAGCACAUCAUUUGGGUAGCUGGAAGUAAAAGUUAUGCCAAUAAAACAAACCAAUUAUUAUUUCCUAGUAAAAUAAUAUUUUUGUAAUAUUUUACUCUCGAGCUUUUUUUUUUUUCUUUUGAGGUCUAUCUCCCAAGGUACUUUGCAGGACACUAGCUAACAGAUCUCAUGUCUAGUUGACUCACAGAAUGUUGGAUUGUUGCACAGCCCAUGUUCCUAACUGAUAAUAUCUAUGGAGAAAACUACAUUUUGUGAAGGAAAAAUAGAUUUGAAUUUCAAUUUAAGUUUUUGAACAUCCCUCAAGUUCCACUCUAUUAAAAGUAAAAAAUACUAUAGUUGAAUAAUAAAUUGCCAUGCUUAAAUAAUCAUGACAAAAAAGAACUUGCAUGAGAACAAUUAUGUCAAAGUGAAAAUAAUCAGGAAACUGUAUUAAUAAAAUGUAGAUAAUGGAAAUAUCCUUAACUUCCUAUCAGGCAAAUUCACAAAGACUCAAAACUAAAGUGUAGUUUAUGAUAUAUACUUUUAAAAUCCCCAUUAACCUAAAAAUGUCAACAUAUUGUUAAAAGAUCUUUAAGAUUUAGUGUUUUUAAAAAAUUAAUUUAGUUGGUGUGACGAAACUUUUCAUGGUAAUAGAGAUAAACAUAUAAGAGAAUUAGUAAUAGUCAUAUAGAACCCAUGGACUUAAUUUUAGCCAGUAUCUUCAGCUUUUUGCCCCACACAUGUUCCAAUCCAUUGACAAAGGUUUACUUAGUUUAAAAAAUGACAUUAAAAACUUUUAAAGACUGACUUUCUGCAGUAUAGAGAACAAAAGGGAGAGGAAAACCAGUUUCUGGGUUGUCUAAAGAUAAACUCAGACUAAUCAAUAAUCAGCUCCUAUUAGUUAAAGAAACAUUUGUUUUCAGAAGUUGUGCGUUAGUAUUAUACCAAAGUGCUACUGCUUGAGGUGUUUUAGAAAAAACAAAAACACUACAGAACUACUAUACUACUACAAAUUUAGAGAGAGAAAGAAAGAAACCCAGACUCUAAUUUGAUUUUGAGCAAUUCUAAACAUAUUGACAAGAAUGUCCUUUCUUCUGUUACAAAACUAUUGGAGAUAAAAUAACAAUAUGUACGAUCUUCCUAGUAUAUUGUAGUACCAAGGUAUUAAGAUUUGAUGAGUUCAUGUUUAGUGGUUCAUAAUUAUAACUCACAACAUAAACAAUUACUAUGCAUUUCUAAAAAUACUUUACAUACAACCUCUGUUAGAUUUCUGCACAUUAAUAAAUUAGGAACAUGGGAGCACAAGAGUGAAACAGCAACAUUAGAAAAUAGCUUAUGGAAGCAUUUUUGUGCAAAUGAAUUCUACGUGGAAAGCUUCUUUGAGCUCAUAAAAUAGAUUUGAUGGAUCCCAACCAGAAAUUCAAGUUUGUAAUCAGCAAAUACAUACUUCUGAAGCCAUCUGAAAAAUAUUGAUAAAUAUCUAAAUUUUCAUUUCUAAAUUAAAAUGUUGGUAGCUGCUUCUUUCCUGCUUAGGCCAUAAGAGGAAUCUUUCCUAUUUUCUAAUUAACCUGAUUAGUUUCUACUUCACUUUUGCUUUAAAAGGGAAAUCAAUCUUUAACUUUCACCUAUACACUUACUUACAUACUUUGAUUCCUUUUAUUUACAGCUUGCAGAAGAAAUAGCUUGUUUACAAUAUUGCAAACUUUGUGAUUUUUGCAAUAUAACAGGUAGUUACUAUAGUUUUGCAUAUUUUCAUUUUCAAUAAACUUAUUGCCCUACCCUCUUUACAAAAAUUAAAAGCACGUCUCCAACAUCCAGGACCUGUAGGUUAUUAUUCAAAUGUCUUCGUUUCAGCUAUCUUUUGAUGUUUCUUUCUCUCUCUUAAUAGUAUGUCACACAAACUUUUUUCAUUUCACUUGUGUCCCAUCAGAGUAUUUCAAAAGUAAAGGCAAACUAUGGUUUUUAAGAAGGCACGUGAAAGGAGAACUUUGAUUUAUAAUGAAGAAGUUGAGGAAGACUACACAAGGGAAAACCCUCUGUUGGGAUAAGCAAGUCUUUUCCAUCACAAUAUGAACAGAAGAAGGGCAGAUCCAAGUUGGCAUACUUAUGGUGAGGCAGCAGGACCUAAAUUCGAGUUCAAAAGAAAAAAAAAAUUCCAGGAAAAAAUAAUGAAAUUGUUUAGAGUGGUAAAAACUUAACAGUGUAACAAGUGCUACUGGUGUGUUAAAACAAAAAUUGAAGUAUACCAUAUGAUAAUUUUAUCCUGCUGUUUACACAGGAAACUCUAAACACGUUCAGCACUCCUUAGAUAUUUCUUGUCUAGCCACACCUUGUCUCAAGGACACAUGAAUAUUUUAUAAAUGUUUCUUAAAUAUAAGUAUUUUGCCUCAAUUCACUUUCACUCUCUAAUCUGCUUAUUCUAUUGUAUGCCAACACAGUUAAUGCUACCAGUAGCUAUGCACCUUUUAGAGCUUUAUUAUGAAUCUUUCUAAUAAACAUUCAAUUAAUAUUAAAUUGGAAUUACGUACAUUGUGCAAAAUAAUCUGUAACCAAGCAAUAUUCAUAUUACAGGCUAAUUUAUUAUAUAUAUGAAUAUUACAUUGAGACUGAACAAAUAAUUACACAGCUGAAAAUAUUACUCUCAAGUCCUUUCUCUCUUCAAUUAUUGUAGUCAAUUUGUAAAAUUCUGCAGACAGUUGUAUGACAUGUAUCAAAGUACUCCAUAAUCCAAAUGUGUCUAAAAGUAUUCCCAAUGCUUCUUUCAUUCUAGAAUGCUAAAGAAAAGAGCUUGAAAGAAGAGGAAAGGAAAGCCGACUCCUAAGGAUCUAAUUUAGAUUAACAUUGCCAUUCAGAAUGAGUGAUUUUAAAAUGAGAAUGUUCCACUCUGUGAUCUGAGGUUAUUAAAAUUUUACAGUUAGUCCAAUAUUGGAGGAUUUUAAAUUUAAAAAGAGUUAAGUCUGUCUCAAUGGCCCAAGACUGCAGAAUUUCACACUACAUUGGCAAGUAAAUGUGUUUGAAAUCCAUACCUGAAGUAGCUUUUUAAAGGUUAAAAAUUCCCUGAUUCUUCUGAAGGUAAAACUGGUAAAUGAUCCUGGCUUCAAGAUGAAAUGGACUGGUUGACUUCAAAAAGUGUUUGGCAAAUAUCAAGAAUGUCAUCAACCCUUUAAUAGUAGGUAGAGGUCUUUGGGGAUACAGAAUACAGUGACUAGAACACAAUGUCCUCUUCUGCUGACCACUGCCUCAUGUUGGAGAGCAUUUUUAAUGCCUUGAAUUUCAAGUUGUCACAAUGUCUUAUGUUUUAAAUACCAUCAUGAAUCAAGAAAGAUGAGGAAAAAAACAUUUAAAGUUGGUUUUCAUGCCUCAUUUCAGAAUAAAGAUUUCCUUUACCAUUCUAAGUAAUAAAAAUGAUGUGUCUUGAAACAGCUGUAGACAAUCAGAAUGUGUUCAUUUAUAAACAAUUCUUUGUAUAUUCUAACACUAUUCUUUGCCUAUGACCUCCAAAAUCAGUAAGUGUAGAAAGAGUCAGCUGGAUUUCCUUUCAUUUGGCUUCUGUAAAUGCAUUGGAAGUAGAAGGAUAAUCUGGGACAUUUUUCCACACUGUUUUCCCACUUGCCAAUCAUUAAAUCUAAUUCAAAAUAUAUCUUUUUUUUAAAAUGAUAGUUUAUUUUUAAAAAUAACAACUAAUUAAGUUAUUUCUCAUUGAUAGGAACGAUUUCUCUUUUUAGGAACAAGAAUAUAGCUAUCGCAGGCUCUGGUCUCUUACCAUUCUCAUAUAUUUACAUGUGGAAUUAAUCUUAUCAUAUACACCUACCAGGUUUCUAUCUAUUGGAUUUUUUUCCCUUGUACAACCUUUCCAACCUCUUUUUUUUUUUUCUUAAAUGCUCUGUACAAUCACAUGUAAAAUCAUGAGCUACAAACCUCAAUAAAAAAUGUCAGUAAACAAUAA
This is a messenger RNA of Acinonyx jubatus (cheetah), 28524 nucleotides long. RefSeq names its product adhesion G protein-coupled receptor L3 (gene ADGRL3). Lineage: Eukaryota; Metazoa; Chordata; Mammalia; Carnivora; Felidae. Bases 17141 to 21199 code for a protein of 1352 amino acids. Gene Ontology annotation, molecular function: G protein-coupled receptor activity; carbohydrate binding. The transcript has 22 exons. The record is from RefSeq and is a predicted model, not a curated record. Gene Ontology annotation, biological process: brain development; cell surface receptor signaling pathway; adenylate cyclase-activating G protein-coupled receptor signaling pathway. Gene Ontology annotation, cellular component: membrane; glutamatergic synapse; axon.